UUGCUGGCUGCCGUUGCCGUCGACGGUGUGAUCUUUCAUUCCCAACCAGCAGCAGCAGCAGCAGCAGUAGCAGCCAGAGUGUCGCUUAUAGAUCACAGUCGAUCGCCUUUCCGGCAAAAAGCCGCACCUGGCCGCCCUUUUGGCCCCAGCACAUCGGUCGCAGCAAUGGACGGAAUGGCGGCCAUGGAUCGCUUGGAAGAUUCCAUUUCAAUCGCCAGUCAGACCCUACAGUUGAAGGAGUUCCUCCUGGAAAAAGCCAACAUCACCGACGACGACCUGGAUUACUUUUUCAACUACACGGUUGUGUUGGUCCAAAAAACGGACAUGAGCACUUUGGCGACCAUUCCCGGACUGGAAAGUGAUGAUUCGACCAACAGUGAUGAGCCAGAGACCGUCGACGGCUCUUAUACCGGCUGCGGUAUGGGCCUGCACAAGCCUUCCGUUCACUUGGUUCACGGAAUUUUGAGCCUCAUCAUUUGUCUUGCCGGUUGCCUGGCCAACAUCGUUAACAUCGUCGUGCUGAGUCGCCGGGAGUUGAGGCGAAACGCAAUCAAUCGCAUUCUUUGCAGUUUGGCAGUCGCUGAUUUCCUCUUGAUGCUUGAAUACAUCCCAUUUGCGUGCCACAUGUACCUGUUUCCAGGAAGAUCCCUACAGACACGCUAUUCCUAUCCUUGGGCCGUCUUCGUUCUCUUUCACGCCCACUUCACACUGGUGGCGCACACGGUAUCGAUUUGGCUGACACUGUCGCUGGCAUUUUGGCGCUACGAGGUGCUGAAAAAUGGAAGGCACCAGCGUCGCAAAAACGGACGCCGAUGCCACCAGGAGCGCUGCACGCGAACCAUUGCGAUGGCUUACAUCGGAUCCGUUUUGCUGUGCAUACCUUCGUUCAUCACCUUCGGGAUUCAGUCGGAGCCAAUCAAAAACACCAACUUCACCAUCAGCCACACCCAGUUGCCGACGGCCUCUUCCUGGAGUUCCUCCUCGGCCCCACUCCAGUUGCCAGAAGCUUUUAUCUACAAAGUCGAUUUGAACCGCAUCGCCAAAAACCAUGACGGCAUCAUUCACAAGGCUCACUUGUGGGCGUAUUCUGUCGUCAUGAAACUAGGGCCUUGUCUGGUGUUAACGGUGCUGACUUGCUGGCUGGUGAGGAGGCUUUGGGAAGCCGAGAGACAUCAUCAAUCACUAACUGCCAAGUUAAACGAAGAUAGUCACAAUCAUCAUCAUCACCAAGAGGUUGUGGAACAACAACAGCAACACCAAACCGGAGCAGCUUCGGCGGCAACACAUCCGAAACCAGCGACUCCUCUGCUCCGAACGCAUCAUCAUGAAAACAUCAACCAAAUCAGCCUGACGCAGCAACUGGAAAUGAGGCAGCUAAAUUCGGUGAUGAAUCGCGAUUCCGGCGUCCAGAUCAUUGUGACAGAAGCUGCUGUGGCCGACACUAUCGAACCACUGGCUGACAGCACUACCCCUGCUGUCGGUAAGCGUUCGUCCGUGACAACGGUCACCUUCGGAAGUGGCGACAGCGGACAAAUUCGCCAAACGGAACUUGUUAUCCCCGCACGCCAUCGCCGCAAACUCUCGGUCGUCGAAUUCAGCAGCGCUGUUAUGUCAACAUCUUGUUACGACCGCGACGAUGGCGGCGGAUUGAAAUUGGAUGGAGAGUCGCAUGCGGCGGUGGUCGAGGCCGAUGGAGGGACCGUGAUGGAGACUGUGUCGGCGGCGCCGUCCCGAUCCCAAGUCACGACCCUCAACUCGACCAAAUCGCUGCGACACAAGCACCAAACGGACCGGACGACCCGCAUGUUGGUGGCCGUAUUGGUCCUCUUCCUGGUUACCGAAAUCCCACAAGGAGUGAUGGCGCUGCUGAGCGGAGUUCUCGGCCGCCAGUUUUUCAUUAAAUGCUACUCGACCGGCAUGGGGGAAAUCCUGGAUUUGCUUGCCCUGCUCAAUUCGGCCAUCAACUUCCUGUUGUACUGUUCGAUGAGCCGUCAGUUCCGUCGCGCUGCCCGUUCCCAAUUCCGCCGCCUCUUUGGCAUGAUGACGGGCGGAAACGACUGUCACGGAGGCUCACCGGCCGACUGUUUCUUCCGACCCAAGCUCCUGACACAACCGCAGCCCAUCAACAUUUCACCAUCCAUUCCGACUAGAUGCACUCAACUUUAAAACGGCAUCGUCUAAAAUAUUGUUCCUUUGCCCGGCUAGAAUAUAACGUAUGUUAUUACCACCAAACUUCAUUAUAUACAUAUUUUGAACUAAGUACAAUCUGUGCCAUUUGGAUUCUUUGUUAAAUUUUAAAAAUCGUCCGCUGAUGCUAAAUGAAUAAAAUAUCAACUUGUAUAUUUCAUUUGAAUAUUUUGGAACCUUUGACCAAUCAGAUGUAUAUGCCAAACAAGUCUUGACACCACUAUCUGAAAAUAUCAAGCAUGUUUACAAAACUACUGCAUAUAGAAAUGUGAGCUUCUUCUUUUAGAAAAGUAAUGGCUGUUUCUUUCAAUUUGCAUCGAUUUUUCGUUUCCUCCCCCUUGUUCCGACGUCACAAAAGGAAAACACGCAAUGGUCCAAAAAGCUGAAUGACGAGUGCUGAAUAUAACGCCGUGUGAUUGCAAAGAAGACGACAAUAAGAAUAGAAGAAACGGUCCAGAAAAAGGAGAUACGCAAGAAAGAAAAGUUUCACAAUCUCUGUUGCAGACGCAGUGUCGCGCACAAGGUAUUCGUUUAUUCCUGGUGACCCGCUGAGAGAGAUGUACGACCGAUUGUAACUGAUUGUAUACAAUUCUACACCUAAACCGUGUAUAGAUCCUGUGAAUGUGGACGCCUUUUUUGUCCUGCUACUUCUCGUAUUUUUUUUUCUCAUUUGAUUCAACUUCCUUUCACAGUUCAA
Messenger RNA from Daphnia pulicaria, 2884 nucleotides. RefSeq lists its product as uncharacterized. The transcript is spliced from 6 exons. Lineage: Eukaryota; Metazoa; Arthropoda; Branchiopoda; Diplostraca; Daphniidae. Gene Ontology annotation, molecular function: G protein-coupled peptide receptor activity. Gene Ontology annotation, cellular component: membrane. The coding region runs from base 166 to 2166 and encodes 666 amino acids. The record is from RefSeq and is a predicted model, not a curated record. Gene Ontology annotation, biological process: G protein-coupled receptor signaling pathway.